AUGGGAGAUCUGGACGCGACCAACCCCGUCGAAGUAAAGACCAACAACGAAGGUGGUAUUCAGUUUUCCAAAUUUGAUCGUUGUUUCUGGUAUCUCAGCUACGCGUUUGAAUUCACAACUGGAAUCAUUUUCUUCGCAUUUCUCUGCAUAGUUUCCCCGAGUUCUUGCCAGUUAAUGAAAUAUCAGUUUACACUUGCUCUUAUUGAUUGUUUCCUGCAAAUUCUGACCGUCAAUACUAUCUAUAAAGGACCUCAAUCUAUGCGGAUAAUAAUUUCGAUAAUUCAAAUGCUCUGGAAAAUUUAUUGCUUCGUUACAUUUCCAAUUUUCAUGACGAUUGUAUCAAUGCCCUUGGAAUACUGCAACGGAAUAACCAACAUGUGUUUCCCAAGUUUUACUGAUGGCGUUUCGUUAACCAAAAUAUUUGCUGGCCUGCUAUCUCAAGGAUUCUUUUCCAUUCAUCUGUUUGUAGAAUAUGUGAGAUUCUACAUUCUUAUCAAAUCCGACUCAGAAUUCAAAGGAAAAGAUAAGAUUCAGCCAAUCGGCCAGAUUGAAGCUACAUAUCAGGUUUAUCAGACAUUCUUCGGAUAUGAUGACCUACCAUUGCUUGGAACCUACAUGCUUGAAUCAAUAAUCACAAUGUUUGUUGUUAUAAUUGUCGGAGAUUUCAUUCCGCCUAACUACGAAUUUAUGCAAAAUCAAAUGGUUAUCAUGUUGAUGUUAAGUUUAUUGAACAACUGCAAUGUCAUUAAAAUUGUGGCAAAAAAAUUUCGAUGGAUUACUGUUUCUUUCAUGUACUUUCACAUUAUUUGGAAGUUCUAUUGCUUCUUAACAAUCCCAUUUUUCUUGGUAAUUGUCACAGACCCUCGCGAGAAUUGCAGUGAAGAAAUACAUGGAUGUGUCGAACUUUUUGGUGGUGAUGCUUUUUUAACAAAGAUGCUCGUUGGAAUGACAGCACAAUUGGUACUUGGUGGUAAUUUAUUGGUGGAGAUCAAACGUUUCUCAUUGAGCACCUUCAAACCUGAGAAGAGAGAAAUAUCAAACAUCGUUUCCCUUUGUACUCCUCAGAGAGCUACGCAGAUUGUCUAA
Caenorhabditis briggsae is the source of this 1086-nucleotide messenger RNA. The transcript is spliced from 7 exons. The record is from RefSeq and is a predicted model, not a curated record. NCBI's taxonomy places the organism in Eukaryota, Metazoa, Nematoda, Chromadorea, Rhabditida, Rhabditidae. Bases 1 to 1086 code for a protein of 361 amino acids.